AUGGCUUCGCCACCCCCCGCCCAGUCAACACACGCCAGGCUUGAUGCCAUGGAGGAGGGAAUGGCGGCUGUCCGGCACGAGCUAGCAGGCAUCGCCGGCUUCCUGCAGGAUUUCCUGGCUCACCGCCAAGACGUCAUCAUUGAGGAAGUCCCUCUCGACGAGAUAAACCCGGUCCCAGAGACAGUGAAUGACGCGGCCGACAGGGAGAACCCCAGGAUCCCUGCGGCCCCUGAAGCGAGAAUCGUGGCUCCCAACGGGGAGUGCACAGGCCAAGGAACCGACCCCCCAGUCGGAGUACCCCCACUACAGGUGACUGGCAACCCGGAAGGUCCCACACUCCCAGCUGCCAGUCUUCCACCGGCAGAGGCCACAGGAGAGGCCCAGGACCCGAGAGAGCAACCGGGAGUUGCUUUUCUCCUGCCCCCUCCAGAGGACACAUCCACUUCAUGUCCCCAGGAGGUGAUAGACUUCCUGGAGCGAGCCUGGAGCCUGGAGGGCCGGGGGGUGAGAUGUCGCCGACCGAAGGGAACGUCAACCCUAAAGCUCCCCUUCCUCCAGGCCCCAACACUGGACAGAGAAAUCCUUACGUUCGGUGCCGGGCGUUCGUUUCCCGUAAAUCAGGCCAGAGACAAGAGGCUCCAACAGGUCCAGGAGUCCAUCCUGGAACUGCUGGAGCCUCUGGCGACCCUUCUCUCUGCAGCAGUAGAGCGCCCCCCACCAAAGGCUUCAGUGGCAGCUGCCGUCACAAGAGCCACCGCUAUUGUGGCGCGAACGAACGGACUUCUCAUCAAGGAGCGUCGGGAGGGGGCAUUGGCGGCGUUCCCGGACACAAUGCGUUCCUUGGUCCCAGGGCUGCCUGAACCUUCGGGGGAUGACUCCUCUCGGCUGUUCGGGCGACAGUUCCUUGCAGUCCUGCAGGACAACGCUGCCCUCCUCCGUUCCUUGGACUCUGCGGUUGAGGCCGGCCAAAAACGCCCUGCCCAGGAAGGAUCCUUCCCUGCAAAGCGGCCCCGCCCGUACCAGUACAGGCAGCAACCAAGGCAGCCCUUUCCAGGCGGCCCUCCCACUUCCCAGGCCGGUCGAGGGAGGGGAUUCAACUGCCAAAGUGGAGCCGGUCGCAUAGCACGAUGCUUUUCAAAAUGGCUAGCACUAUCCCAGGACCCUUGGGUUCUUCAGGUGGUACAGGGUUAUCGCUUAGAUCUGGUGGGUUCCCCUGUUCUACGCCAAUCACCACCAAGGCCCUCCUUAUCAAAAGCUCAAUCCCUCUUGGUCAAACAGGAGAUCGACCUUCUCCUGUCCAAGGGCGCCAUUUCCCCAACUGCCAGAGAAAACGUGAAAUUCCUAUCCCCCAUCUUCCUUGUCCCCAAGAAGGAUGGAGGCUCUCGCCCUGUCCUAAACCUGCGAAACCUCAAUCGGUUCAUAAGGUACGAGCACUUCAAGAUGGAGGGUUGGCAUACAGUGAAAUCCCUGAUCCACCAAAACGAUUUUCUAACUCGCAUAGACCUUCAGGAUGCAUACUUGUCCGUCCCGAUCCAUGCGGAACACAGACCCCUGCUCUGCUUCGAAUGGGGUCCGCAAUGUUACCAAUGGAAUGUCUUACCAUUCGGCCUUUCUUCCGCCCCAAGGGUGUUCACGAAACUCCUAAAACCAGUAGUGGCCCUCUUUCGCUCGAGAGGCGUCCGGUUGGUAAUAUACCUCGACGACAUUCUCCUCCUUCACCAGAAACCAGAGGAUCUGGUUACGAUUACACAGGAACUGGGGACUGUCCUAACGGCACUGGGGUUUCAGGUCAACCUAGCAAAGUCCCACACAACCCCAUGUCAGUGCCUUCGUUUCCUCGGUUUCCUCAUCAAUACCCAGACAAUGCGAGUCAGCCUUCCACCCGAGAAAAUAGAAUCCCUCUCCAAUCUUCUGAGAACGACAUUGUCCAAACAGGUCGCCUCAGCAAGAGACCUCUCUCGUUUGAUUGGCAAGCUGAAUGCCACCGUGUUGGCAGUCUUCCCCGCACCCCUGCAUUUCAGAGCCCUCCAGCAUCUUCACAGCUUAAUACUAGCUCAGGGAUCUUGGGACUUUCCAGUCCCCUUGUCCGCGGACGCCUCAGAGGAGCUGAGGUGGUGGGUGGAAAACAUCCCUCGUUGUCGGGGUCGCCAUUUGAUCGAGGCUCCCAUAGUACGGGUGAUCCAAACAGACAGCUCCUCCACCCGGUGGGGUGCAGUUUGCGCCGGAGAAUCUAUCGGCAAUCUGUGGGGUCCAUUGGAGAGGUUGAUGCACAUAAACGAACUCGAACUCAAAGCGGCCUUUCUUGGCCUGCAAGCUUUUGGGAAGGAUCUCCACGAGGGUUGUCUGCUGAUACAGACAGACAACACGGCUACUGUAGCAGCAAUAAACAAACUGGGCUCUGCUCGAUCUCUCACACUUUCAACUAUAGCCCGCGAACUCUGGUCGUGGUGCUUCCAGCAAGGGAUCUCGGUGAGAGCAGAACACCUUCCGGGGAGAUUGAACACUCAAGCAGAUUGGGCAUCCCGUCAUUCCCUCGACAGCAGCAGUUGGAGACUACUCCCUCAGGUCUUCUCACAACUUCAGCAGCUGUGGGGCCCCUUCGCAGUCGAUCUGUUUGCAGACUACACAAAUCACCAGCUCCCUACCUUCUACAGCUGGAAGCCAGACCCCCAGGCGAGUGGGACAGAUGCAUUCACAAAGGAGUGGAGCGGGGCUCCGAAAUACGCCUUCCCACCCUUUGCGCUGAUAGGCAGCAUACACCCCGAAUCUUCGAGGUCCGACGAGGCCCCACCAAGGCACAGAUGCAAGAGCUGGGCCCUCCCAGCCCAAGAAUCUCCAAAACUGCGGCUCUCCACCAAGAGGAUAGAUGGUGGCGGAGGGUCUGCUUCAACUUCAGGAUCGUUCACCGUUGAAGCUGUCCAACUGUUCCCCAAGAAAGCCAACAUGGCCUCCAGACCAGCUUUUGGCUUCACCGUUGAAGCUGUCCAACUGUUCCCCAAGAAAGCCAACAUGGCCUCCAGACCAGCUUUUGAGUCGCUGUAG
Messenger RNA from Ornithodoros turicata, 3042 nucleotides. RefSeq lists its product as uncharacterized. The coding region runs from base 1 to 3042 and encodes 1013 amino acids. NCBI's taxonomy places the organism in Eukaryota, Metazoa, Arthropoda, Arachnida, Ixodida, Argasidae. The transcript is spliced from 6 exons. The record is from RefSeq and is a predicted model, not a curated record.